GUGCUUUUUAUGACAAUAUGGCGGAGUCAAGCCAUAGCGGGACAGACUAUGAUUAUUUGAUAAAAUUUCUAGCUUUGGGCGACUCUGGCGUUGGAAAAACUAGCUUACUAUAUCGUUAUACGGAUGGCAAAUUUAAUCCGAAAUUUAUUUCGACUGUUGGCAUCGAUUUUCGCGAGAAACGAGUGGUAAGCAUAUCGGUGGAAAUUUAUUUAUGUUGAAUACUUAAUUUCAGCUGUCUAAAUAUUGUCGAGGAAAUAUUAUAUUGAUUGUUUCAUUCAUUGACUUCCUUUGGAGCAAGUUGGGAUUGUUCUACUUAAAUUAUGUACCUGUAUUUUUGCUAUGUUUGUUUGUUUUGGAAAGCGUUCAAUCUGUAAACCCAGAUCUCAUCAGUUUAAAAAUGCUGUUCUCAUUUUAUAACAUGACUCAUUACGAUCGAAAACUUUGCCAAAUUAACAUAAAUGGUGUUUUCUCCAAGAAUAUACAUCGCCAUGCAAAUAUACGAGUGUUUUGUACUUUAGUUUGUGAACAUAUGUACAGUAUAGAUAAAACUAUAUAAACAUCCUCUCCUGCAAUAUAAAUAUAUAACAAGAUUUUUAUCAUGCGAUCACUCCUGCUGGGGCAUAGUUUUGUUUUUGUUUUUAUCUUGAGUUAAGUGAUUUUAGUGGAUAGUUGGUUUACUUUUUAUGCUUUUGAGGUUUACACUUUUAGUGAUAUUAAAUUAAAUAAUGACUGAGUUUAUAACUAUAAAUAACAAUUGAAAACAAUGCAAGGCACAGAGAUUGCAUAAAUUUUCUGCUCUGAUUAGCAUUGUUCCUUGAUAGUCUUUCAGGAACUUGAGCAUGUGACAACACACAAUAUAGCUGGUGUUAAAAAUCUUAUUCAUGACUUUAAGGCCUAGUUUAGAUGGUGAAUGUUUCAUGCACCAAACCUAAUCAAAUUAAACACGGCACAAGUUCAGCAACUGAUUUAUCAGAAUUUCUAAUAUAUCAUAAUCAUAUAAUGUAUGUUAAACAAAAAUAUGCAUUAGGUUCGGUACAUGAAAAGCAUCACGUUUGAACCCAUGUUGAACCUACUAUAAAUAGAAGGGUCUAGGCUGGGGUGGGGGGUGUUUCAUUGUAUGUUUACUCAAUCAAAAUCUACUCCUCUAGGUGCAUCAUCCUCAAGCACUUGAUGGAACAAAAGCAACUAAGGGGCAAAGAAUACAUCUGCAGCUUUGGGAUACUGCAGGACAGGAGAGGUAUUGACUAUGAUAUGACUUGGAACAUAGAUAGUAUACGGUGUAGCCCCUUGUGGGGGGUCUAAUCGUCCCACCAUCCAGGGCAUGGUCCCCCGGAAAAUGUCUAUUUUGGGGGUCUGCAAAAUGCCAUAUCAUGAAUUUUAGGCACAUUUUAUGAUAAUCUGAAAGUCACAGAUUUGGUAUAUUUUAUGUCAUAGACGAAAGCAUUACAAGGUUACCCCCCCCCUCCCCUCCAAUUUCUCCUCAGUUUUGGAAGAAUUACAAAAUUGGUCCUGAAAGAGGGGUUCUGGACCUGUCAUUCCCCCUCCCCAUGGCUACUGUGACCUACAGCAAAUGGAAAAGGAGGGGGUUGCUAUAUAGACAUGCAUUAUCAUAAUGCAGAGGCUGAUUCUAAAUCAUUGCCAAUCAAGCAAAUCCCAAGAAACAAACUAAAGAUGGCCAUAUAGGAUGUUUCAUUGUCUUGUGCAGUUCAGCAGUUAACAAAAAACAGAUGUUUGUAAUUUAAUUAAUAUUAGCCAUCAUAUUAUAGAUAAUGUUAUUGUAAAUCCUAUUUUGUCCUUUCUAGGUUUCGUAGUUUAACGACAGCCUUUUUUCGUGAUGCAAUGGGGUUCUUACUAGUCUUCGAUCUUACUCACGAGCAGUCUUUUGUAAACAUAAGAAACUGGCUUAGUCAAUUACAAACACAUGCAUAUUGUGAAAAUCCGGAUAUAGGUAAAUUUCAUUGACCAGCAACAUUUAAAGUUUUUGUCAUAGUUAGAAUGUCAUAGUUAGAAUUAGAAUGGCAGCUUGAUCUGUUAGAAGUGGUGUUGUGUGGUUCAUAUUCUAAAGCAGGGUUCUGGUCAGGGUGCAUCGUCGCUAAGGGGGGUAAAUUCAGGGAUGGAUCCAGCUUCAUUGGGUAGGGGGGUGCAGAUUGGCGUUGGUCAUGUGCCAUGGCGGUACUGUAAAUCAAAGCUCCCUUGGCCAAGGCUAGAGUGUCCCUCUACCCCCUGUAAAUUCAUCCCUGAUUAGCUUGAGAUUAGUCGAGAGAUCCCUAGACUCUAAAUAUCUGGAAAAAAUGUCUAUAUGCACUAGUGGAGCACCAAAAAUAACAACUAAAAAAAAAUUGGGUGUAUACCCCUUCUUUCCAAUUCCAUCCUUGGCAGUCAGACAGUUAUUUGUAUUGCUAGAUAUGACAGUAGAUCUAUCUGUAGAAGCAAUUAAAAAUCUUUUGUAUUAGAAAUGUUCAGUACUUGCUGCUUGUUAAUUAACUAGUAGUACCACAUUAUCAUUAUUUCUGUGUAGUUUUAUUGGGCAACAAAGCUGACCUCCAAGACACCAGAGUAGUCGAUGGCAAUGAAGCCAGAAAUGUUGCUGAAAAUUUAGGAUUAAAAUAUUUUGAAACAAGUGCUGCGACUGGACAGAAUGUUAAUGAAGCAGUGGAGUCGUUACUUGAUCAGGUAAGUUAAUUAAAUGAAUUUUCCAUCAACAAAACCCUUCUACAAUUAGUUUUAUCGAGUGAGAUGCCCAAAAACCUUAUAUUUACCCAUACACCUUACAUUGGCAUCACCUUAGUACUGUAUAUAUUAGAGGUGUGCUAAUCCGAUCCGAAUCCAAUCCAAUCGGAUUGAUUCGGAUUUCGGAACCAAAAUAUUCAUUUCGGAUCGGAUUGAUAAAGUUGUUUCGUAGUCGGAUCAGACUUCGAUAUCCGAAAUAAAAUGAAUUAAUUAUGCACACAUUAUUGCAAGAAUUAAUUAUCCAUGCAUUUAUCAAAGCAUUAUCAUGGUUGUCGCUGCAUUAUUCGUUUGAUACUUCUUUAUCAUUAAAACUCGGAUUGGAUUAUAAACAUUCAAUCCGAUCUGAUGCACACCUCUAGUAUUAAUACAUGAACUUGCAGUAACAGCUUGACAACUGGCCUCCAUAAGGGCCAUUCCAUUUAAUGUACACCCCACCCCCCCCCUAUGGACAAGUUCAAUAAAAUUUGAACCCCUAAGAAAAAAGAUCAAUUAGUGUCGACACAAACCUGCCACCGCCGCCCCCCAGAAAUUAAGAAAUUCUUGCCUUACCCCUCAGAAAAAAUGCAAAGAUCAAAGGAUACCGAUGUACACAGCCCCUCAGAAACGGCUCUUUCAACCCCCCUCAGAAAUUCUUGUCCAUAGGGGUGUGUGUAUAUUAAAUGGAAUGGCCCUAAGCUCAGUUGGUUAGAGCACUCUACAAGGGCCUACAGUUGCAUUUUUGUUCUACCGGUCUCAAAUAGAUGUUUCAUGGACAAAAAUUACUGGCACAAUACCCUUUACCACUAUCUUUAUUAUGUUACCCAGUCUGUAAUCCCAGCUACAGUUGCGCAUUUCACAUUUGUCCUAUCUAUUUUUAUCACCAGGUCAUGAGGCGUAUGGAAACCUGUGUUGACGCGGACCUACUACCAAGCAGUUUUAUAAAUAACAAUCGUAAUUCAACACGGCUGCGGGAGGUUGACGAAGCCAAUGAGGAAUCAGGAGGUUGUCCCUGCUAGGAAUAAGCUAGGAAUUACACUUGUUAGCGCUUGUUCACACCAGCCAGCUCCGAACUUGAUAGGAUAAGUUAUUUCAAUGCUGUACAUUACAUAAUACUACGGUAUUUAUUUCAGGACUAACAGUUUAAUACCAUAGGCGCUUUCCAUGAAAAGGUCAGACCAAAUUGUUAUGUAACAGAAUACAUUUACACUUCGGACAGUGAGCCUGAGAAAAUUUGGAUCAAAUCAAAAUGAGAAAACGAGGUCCAUCUUGGCCAGAUUUUCUAAAACUGAACCAGCUCUUUUUAUUUACACAAAGUCAAAGACAUAAAUUCUGAUAUGAUUAAUCUGAGUGGAAAGCGCCCUAUGGUUGUAUAUUUACUGUUUCUAGUAAAUUCCUACAUUGAGAAGCAACUUUAAAUACAACUGCUAGUGUGGACAAGCUAACGAGAGAAUUUACAUUGGCUGACCUGUUCAAAUGAAAAUACACAUAGACUGAGGCAAGUGAAUAAAACAAUGCACAAGUUGUAACAAACCUGCAGCAGGCUUGUAGCAAUGCUGUUCCAACAAUCCAACAACUUGUCAACAGGAUGUGUUCGCACUGCUUGUUCCCAGCUUGUUGACAAAAGUUGCUACAAGGUUGUUGAGCUCAACAGACUUGUUACAAGUUGUACCAACAAUUUCUUAUCGUCUUCAACAAUUUGUUGACAAGUUGUGAGUGGCAACCUUGUAGCAACUUGAUAAAAUAACAGCACUGUUACCACAUUGAUUAUUUGAUACGCGUACUAUGUGUUAGAAUUUAGCGAUCGAUUUACGCGAGUGGUAUAUUGCACUGUAUAUACGAAAUACUAUGAUGUGUGUUUUCAAUUUGAUCAGGGUUUUAAAUUAUAGAAACAUUCAUGUUACCAGGGCUAUUGUACCUGGGAAAUAUAUGGAGCUACAGGAAAUACAACUGUACAAUUUCAGUAUUGAUAUGUACAAAUUAAUGAAUGUAAUUUAUGUAUUUAAUGGUUAAUACAUGAUUAUUUAAGCAUUUGGUAUGUCGCUUACUUGCUUGGUGCAUGUGUGAAAUAAUUAGUCAACUGAAAAUUGCAAUUUAUCAUUAUUCAUCACCACUUCCAGUUAAAUGACCAUCAUCAUCAUCACCACCAUCAUCAUCACCACCAUGGUAUUAAACCGCCAUCAUGAUCAUCACUAUCACCACCAUCAUCAUCACCAUGGC
Molecule: messenger RNA, 4926 nt
Organism: Paramuricea clavata
Lineage: Eukaryota; Metazoa; Cnidaria; Anthozoa; Malacalcyonacea; Plexauridae
Source: the annotation of a GenBank genome assembly